GUGACGAUAACCUUAAAGCUUUUCCGAUGGCAGACGACUUUGAUCGGGCAAAACAUUUGUUCAAAUUGAACGAGCAAGUAUUCACUGUCAUGGGUGUAUGGCCGCUGCAUUCCACUUAUGCUAAAUUUUCCGUGUGGUUGAUUUAUCAUGUGGUUCAUACAUGUGCUGUAACCGCCGAUUUUGUCGAAAUAUUUGGAAACUUUGAUUUAAUGGUUCUCAAUAUUUCGGAGAACGCAUGGAACAUUAUGGUUAUAUCGAAAAUGUUGGUCAUGAGAUUCUCUCGGACACUCGUGGGUCUUACCGAACGGGUGAUAGAGGCCGUUGAUGAAAAAUCUUUCGAAAACCACGACGAGAAAAAAAUGUAUCUCGCUUACAAUGGCGUCGCUAAAAUCUUUUUCAAACUUUGGGUGCUCAUGGGCAUUGUCACCUCGGUUGCCAUUCAUAUAAAGCCAUUGGAAGUUCUUCUUCGAGCCUAUCGUACUCGAGUUUUCUUCGAGCUAGACACUACAGCCUUUUGGAUUAUGUGGGCAUAUCAAAUCCCGGAAAUUUACUUGAAUACGUUCCAAACGGCAACGAUCGGCUAUUUGUUUUCCUUGAUCCUUCACGUGUGUGGAGAAAUGUCCGUAUUGGCGCAGAGAAUAAAAAACAUUGACCUGGGUCCUCGUGAAGAGGAUCGGUCUUCCAAAUUAGUUUUUCAGGAUAUCGUAAAGAAACAUCGGAACAUUCUAGGAUUGGUAGCAGAUAUCAACGAAGUAUUCAACAUACUACUUUUGGAAGAACUUUUUAUAUGCACCCUGCUCAUUGGUCUCGCAGCUUACAACGUUAUAGUGAAUCUUGACAAUUCAGACAAAACUGUAAUCCUCGCCUCGAUGUUAGAAAGUACAACGAUCCUUUUGUUGAUUUAUGGCUACUGCGUCGCUGGCGAAUAUCUUAUAACCGAAAGCACAAACCUUUAUGCAGCAUAUUAUCAGUGCCAAUGGUACGAAAUGUCGGAUUCCUUCAAUAAACAACUAAUCAUUUGCAUGAUCGCUUCUUGCAAACCGAUUCAAUUAACGGGCGGUGGUUUUUAUAUUUUUUCUCUAGUCGGUUUCACAGGUGUUGUCAAAACAGCAGCAGGUUACAUCUCCAUGUUGCGAGCAGUGAUAUAAACGGAACGAGGUUUUCCAAUUUUUUACUAACUCCCUUGGCGAAAUGUUGCUCAUCCUAAACUUGUGAUUUCCCAUUUUUCAAUCCAUCAUUUAAUCCCUUGUUGUCCGUGCAUCACAAACAAUAAUUUUUGUGUAAAUUUUCUAAUCAUUUGAAUCAUAAAAUUUCUUCUGUUUUUCAUGGUUCCUAUACUCGAUUGUUACUGAUAUUCAAUUGAAGCGCGUUGUUCGCUCAAAAUAGUGUUAUCUCGUUCCAUCGUCGUCCGACCCACCCACUUUGCUAUAAUUCACCGUGGAUGAACAUUUUGCAAGGCAAUAUUCGUAGAAUUUCAACUUUGCAAUAUGAAUUGCAAAUAACAAGGGGAGAAUCGCAUGU
Messenger RNA from Venturia canescens, 1521 nucleotides. Its product is annotated as odorant receptor 49a-like. Gene Ontology annotation, molecular function: olfactory receptor activity; odorant binding. Gene Ontology annotation, biological process: sensory perception of smell; detection of chemical stimulus involved in sensory perception of smell. Gene Ontology annotation, cellular component: plasma membrane. The record is from RefSeq and is a predicted model, not a curated record. Lineage: Eukaryota; Metazoa; Arthropoda; Insecta; Hymenoptera; Ichneumonidae. The transcript has 7 exons. Bases 27 to 1148 code for a protein of 373 amino acids.